Messenger RNA from Coffea eugenioides, 597 nucleotides. RefSeq lists its product as uncharacterized. NCBI's taxonomy places the organism in Eukaryota, Viridiplantae, Streptophyta, Magnoliopsida, Gentianales, Rubiaceae. The record is from RefSeq and is a predicted model, not a curated record. Gene Ontology annotation, biological process: DNA repair; telomere maintenance. The coding region runs from base 1 to 597 and encodes 198 amino acids. Gene Ontology annotation, molecular function: DNA helicase activity. The transcript is spliced from 5 exons.
AUGUUCUCUUCGAAAAGUAAGGCCUUUUUUAUCGACGGCCCUGGGGGAACUAGAAAGACAUUCUUGUAUCGGUCACUUCUAUCCGCUUUAAGGUCUCAAGGUUACAUUGCUAUUGCUGUAGCUACUUCUGGUGUUGCAGCAUCAAUCUUUUCUAGAGGGAGGACUGCACACUCUAGAAUUAAAAUUCCUUUAGAUUUCUCAAGGAGUAAAACCUGGCGAGAGCCUGUUGACAAAAAUGGAGAAGUAACACUUCCUUCUGACUUGGUAAUUCCCUAUCAUAACAAAAACGAUUCCUUAGGCAGGUUGAUACAUUGUGUUUUCCUUGAUUUGCAUCUUUAUUCAACUGAUCCUUAUCAAAUGAUCAAUAGAUACAUUCUUUCUCCUACAAAUAGCUCCGUUGAUGAACAUAAUGAGUUUUACAUUGCAUUGUCUAGGCUCAGGACUUCUGAUAUAGUUAAAGUCUUGAUUGUUCCUGAAACUUUUGAUGAUAUCAAAAUCGAUAAUAGAACAAGAAAUAUUAUUUUUAGUGAAGUGUUUCAUUUAGCUAGAAUGAUGGCACAGAUUAUUCCAAUGAAAGACAUUCUUCCUGGUGCAUAG